This is a messenger RNA of Magallana angulata, 1160 nucleotides long. RefSeq names its product putative ankyrin repeat protein RBE_0997. The transcript has 2 exons. The record is from RefSeq and is a predicted model, not a curated record. Gene Ontology annotation, molecular function: protein binding. The coding region runs from base 45 to 683 and encodes 212 amino acids. Lineage: Eukaryota; Metazoa; Mollusca; Bivalvia; Ostreida; Ostreidae.
UAAGAUACUCUCCUGUAAGCAACGAUACAGAAAGAGAAAUUAUCAUGACGGUUUUCCAGUCAAAUUACAACUCUUUUGUAAUGUGGGAAGCAGUUUACAGUGGCGAUUCUUAUUCACUUAAAAAAGUUUUCAAAUCUGGAGUCAAUCCUAAUGUGUUAGGAUAUGACGGAGAACCACUGCUUUUUACACCCAUAGUCCAUGGUGACUUGGAAAUCCUGAAAGUGUUUCUUUCGUAUUGUGACGUCAAUAUUGAAAGCAAAGAUGGAAGAACUGCACUAAUGCUUGCAGUACAAAUGGGUGAUAUGGAAAUGGUCAAAGCCCUCAUUAAAGCAGGAGCGUGUGUAGAUUACAAAGACCACUGUGGACAUACUCCUUUUUUGCUGGCUUUGCAGGAUGGACAAUUCAAAAUAGCGGAAUAUCUCAUAAAAUACGGAAGUGACGUCAAUGAAGUCGACGAUCACGACCAGAGUGCAUUGUGCUUUAUUCUGAGCGGAAAAAAGAAGAAGUGUGCGAGAAUAAUUAAAACUCUUUUUGACAGUGGUUAUAUCAUGAAAGAAAGUGACAAUUCUCUCCUUCUGGGAGAUCAGAAGAAACUGAAUAAUGUCGCUCGAAAGUAUCUGAAACUUAUUCAGAAGUUAGAGACAGUAACUUAUGGCGACGAUGAUGAGUGCUUUGAUUGGUAACUGUUCAAAAGAGCAUUGUUUGUUGUAAGAGCCAUGUCAAAAUGGUAUGCAUUUCUUCACUACAAUUAAAUGUAGCUAUAAGAAAUGAAAGGGAUGCCAGUGAAAAUGAAACAUCGGAGCGUCUAACUCCGUUCAUGAUUAAGGUCAUUCGGUAGAGACACCUGCGAAAGUCAGCCCGCGCUUCCUGAAGACCCUGCAGCAGCUGCAUUAGGUGGUGCUCGAACUGUUUACUUGUAGACGACAAUUUAAUGUCUACGUAAUAGUAUACCUUUGGAAGCAUUUAGUUUUACCAAAAACAAUGAGUAAAUGAUAGUAUUCUGAGUAAUACUAUCUUGUUUAUUAUUUUAAUAUCUAAAAAAAAUUGAAUUCAGUUAUUCAUUUCGAAUUAUAUUUUACUAUUAAAUAAAAUAUGCGAUUUUUAUGUAUACAAUAUAUAUAGAAUAUGUUUGAUGUCUCUAUCAAUAACCCUUGUUUUAA